Rotaria sp. Silwood2 is the source of this 576-nucleotide messenger RNA. The record is from the annotation of a GenBank genome assembly. Lineage: Eukaryota; Metazoa; Rotifera; Eurotatoria; Philodinida; Philodinidae.
AUGGCAUCAGCUGCAUGGAAACAAGCAUGCAUGACAUGUUACAAAAGUGGAGGUGUUGCAACUUGUGGUGGAUGUCAAAGAUGGUUCUGCGGAAAACACUUCAUCGAACAUCGUCAUGAAUUGACCGCAAAAAUGGAUGAUAUUGGACAAGAGCAUGAUCUUCUUCGACGAGAUCUUCUUCAAGAAAAUAAUGUACAAUCUCUUCUAUCUCACAUAGAUGAUUGGGAAAAAAAGUCCAUCAAAAACAUUCAAGAAGCAGCAGAGAAAGCUCGAGCCGAUGUGCGCGAAUUGAUUGAACAUAGCAAACAACAAUUACACCCAACUCUUCGUCAAGUGGCUGAACAGCUCCAAUUAAGGCGAGAAUCCGACGACUACACAGAAAUAGAUUUGGAGCACUGGGUUGAAAAGCUGAAAGAAAUUCGAAAGCUACUAGAGGAAUACUCAUCGAUUGAAAUUUCCGAGAAUGUUCCAACGCAGUCGCUCGUCGGUCGGAUACAAGUAAAGCAGCCUAAAACAAAACAAAAUGAAAACCAUUUAAUGGAAGAAAACUUUAUUGAAACAAUAUCGAGUAAGUGA